This is a messenger RNA of Chironomus riparius, 1360 nucleotides long. Lineage: Eukaryota; Metazoa; Arthropoda; Insecta; Diptera; Chironomidae. The record is from the annotation of a GenBank genome assembly.
UUAAAGGGAAAGAACUGAGAGAAUCGCGAAAAAAUCAGCGUUCAGCACAUAGAGAACUUAAAAUAAUUAAUUAAACUAUCUCAGAUAUGAUAAAACUAUAAAGAAAAGCGACAAAAAGGUGUGUAAAGUGCUAAAAUAAUCGUACAAGUGUGAAAACUGUUCAAAUAUUGUCGAUAUAAAGAGCUCAAGAAAAUUGGGGAGUGUGAAAAGUGAGAAAAAAAAGCCGAAAAUUUUCAGAAAUCCAGCUUGAUUAUUUAAGCACUUUUUAAAGGAUUUAACCAUUAGAAGUUAUCUAAUUAGGAUUACCAAUUCAUUUUGGACAGGUGAAAAUGAAUGAAUUGGACGCCUUAAGACAAGAAGCUGAAACAUUAAAAAAUGCUAUUCGUGAUGCACGAAAAGCAGCGUGCGACACCAGUCUGGUGCAGGCAACGAAUAAUUUGGAACCAAUCGGCCGCAUUCAGAUGCGUACAAGACGCACAUUGCGAGGUCAUUUAGCCAAAAUUUAUGCUAUGCACUGGGGCAGUGAUUCAAGAAAUUUAGUGUCAGCAUCUCAAGAUGGUAAAUUGAUUGUUUGGGAUUCACACACAACAAACAAGGUACACGCAAUACCUUUACGUAGUUCUUGGGUCAUGACAUGCGCGUAUGCUCCAUCAGGCAGUUUCGUUGCAUGUGGCGGUUUGGAUAAUAUCUGUUCAAUAUAUAGCUUAAAGACUAGAGAAGGAAAUGUGCGUGUAUCACGUGAACUGCCUGGCCACACCGGCUACUUAUCUUGUUGUCGAUUCUUGGAUGAUAAUCAGAUAGUAACAAGUUCUGGAGAUAUGUCAUGCGGUUUAUGGGAUAUCGAAACAGGCCAACAAUGCACAUCAUUUUUGGGUCAUACUGGUGAUGUAAUGGCAUUGUCACUGUCACCGCAUUGUAGAGCAUUCGUUUCAGGAGCAUGCGAUGCUUCAGCCAAAUUAUGGGAUAUUCGGGAAGGUCAAUGCAAGCAAACCUUUCCAGGUCAUGAAAGUGAUAUUAAUGCAGUUACAUUCUUUCCCAAUGGCAAUGCAUUUGCAACUGGCUCUGAUGACGCCACUUGCCGUCUCUUUGAUAUCCGUGCUGAUCAAGAAUUGGCUAUGUAUUCACAUGAUAACAUCAUUUGCGGUAUCACAUCAGUUGCAUUUUCAAAAUCAGGACGUCUCUUGUUAGCAGGCUAUGACGAUUUCAAUUGCAAUGUAUGGGAUACAAUGAAGGCCGAACGGGCUGGUAUCUUGGCUGGUCACGAUAAUCGCGUAUCAUGUCUAGGCGUCACUGAGAAUGGCAUGGCUGUAGCGACAGGCUCGUGGGAUUCCUUUUUACGUGUAUGGAACUAAUUUAAUUA